Molecule: messenger RNA, 2043 nt
Organism: Aegilops tauschii subsp. strangulata
Lineage: Eukaryota; Viridiplantae; Streptophyta; Magnoliopsida; Poales; Poaceae
Product: cationic amino acid transporter 6, chloroplastic-like
Biological process (GO): amino acid transport; transmembrane transport
Cellular component (GO): plasma membrane
Molecular function (GO): amino acid transmembrane transporter activity
Source: RefSeq, a predicted model, not a curated record
CGUCUGCACGUACGAAAAGACGCAGGAGAGACAGACAGAGACCAGGUCUUGAACUAGAAGCUGCAACCUCCCUCCAUGGAAGCAAAGCAAAGCUUCCCCCACGGCACGCUUGCUGCUGCCACUCACGGCUGGGCACACGCUCUCGACUUCACUGCCCACCGUCCAAAUAACUAAUAGCUAAAACAACGCUAGCUAGCUGAAUUGAUGAACGCCGGUGUAUAAAUACUACUCUCUGUAUCCGCCGAGCUAGCCACCAAGAGCAAAGGAGGAGGAGGAGGGAGCGGCUGGCGGCGCCAGACCACCGAUGGCGCUGCGCGACGUGCUGCUGUCGGUGGCGCAGACGCCACACCGGCUGCGGCGGAGGGCGCUGGUGACGUGGACGCCGGCGCAGGAGCUCAACGAGGUGCGCGACCGGUCGGGCGCGCGCAUGGCGCGGCGCCUCGAGUGGUACGACCUCGUGGGGCUCGGCGUGGGCGGGAUGCUCGGGGCCGGCGUCUUCGUCACCACCGGCAGGGUGGCGCGCGACACAGCCGGCCCCGCCGUGUUCGCCUCCUACGUCGUCGCCGGCGUCUCCGCGCUGCUGUCCUCCUUCUGCUACGCCGAGUUCGCCGUGCGCGUCCCCGUUGCCGGCGGCGCCUUCAGCUACCUCAGGGUCACCUUCGGUGAGUUCGUGGGGUUCUUCGGGGGCGCCAACAUCCUGAUGGAGUACGUGCUGUCGAACGCGGCGGUGGCGAGGAGCUUCACGGACUACCUGGCGUCGACGUGCGGCGUCACGGAGCCCAACGCGUGGAGGGUGGAGGUGGAGGCCAUCGCCAAGGGCUACAACGCGCUCGACUUCCCCGCCGUCGCGCUCAUCCUCCUCCUCACCGCAUGCCUCUGCUACAGCACCAAGGAGAGCUCGACGCUCAACAUGGUGCUCACGGCGUUCCACCUGCUCUUCUUCGCCUUCAUCAUCGUGGCCGGCUUCUGGAACGGCAGCGCGCGCAACAUGGUGACGCCCGGCGGGCUGGCGCCCUACGGCGUCCGGGGAGUCCUCGACGGCGCGGCCGUCGUCUACUUCAGCUACAUCGGCUACGACUCGGCGUCCACCAUGGCCGAGGAGAUCCGGGACCCCGCCCGCGCGCUGCCCGUCGGCAUCGCCGGCUCCGUGCUCAUCGUCUCCGCGCUCUACUGCCUCAUGUCCGUCGCGCUCUGCGUCAUGCUGCCCUACACCGAGAUCACCGAGAGCGCGCCCUUCUCUUCGGCGUUCAGGGACAAGGCCGGGUGGAGGUGGGCGAGCAACGUCGUCGGGGCCGGCGCCAGCAUCGGCAUCGUGGCGUCGCUGCUGGUGGCCAUGCUGGGGCAGGCGAGGUACCUGUGCGUCAUCGCCAGAGCGAGGCUGGUGCCGGCAUGGCUGGCCAAGGUCCACCCUUCCACCGGUACCCCUAUGAACGCCACCAUCUUUCUAGGGCUCUGCACGGCAUCAAUCGCGCUCUUCACUGAGCUGCAGAUAGUGUUCGAGAUGAUAUCGAUCGGAACCCUGCUGGCCUUCUACCUGGUGGCCAACGCGCUCAUCUACCACCGGUACGCCAAGGUCGGCGCGACCCGGCCGCUCCACGUCCUCCUCUUCCUGCUGCUCCUGACACUGAGCUCAGUCGGCUUCUCCCUCUCAAGGAGGAUCGACGGGAAGUGGCGGUGGGGGAUGGCAUUGUUCGGCGCGAUGUCAGUGGCGGUCGUCGCAAUCUUCCACUGCACGGCACAACAGGGCGCAGCCGGGCCGCCAUCGGAGUGGACGGUUCCUCUGAUGCCGUGGCCGGCCGCCGCGUCUGUCUUUCUGAAUGUGUUCCUCAUGACAACCCUGAAGAUGAGGUCCUUUCAGAGGUUCGGCAUCUGGAGCCUUGUGAUCACCAUCUUCUACGUGUGCUACGGGGUGCACUCCACAUACACUGCGGAGGAAAAUGAGAUCGUCAAUGCAAUGAUUCAUGACGCCAAUGCAGACAUAUUAUCUUAGCGGUGUCAUCGUAAUAAUAAUAAUACAACAUGGACAUACGCUUACCUGUCUCC